Messenger RNA from Aspergillus oryzae RIB40, 1185 nucleotides. RefSeq lists its product as uncharacterized. NCBI's taxonomy places the organism in Eukaryota, Fungi, Ascomycota, Eurotiomycetes, Eurotiales, Aspergillaceae. The transcript is spliced from 4 exons. The record is from RefSeq and is a predicted model, not a curated record. Bases 1 to 1185 code for a protein of 394 amino acids.
AUGAAAUUUCCCAAGUGCAUGCUCAGAAGAUCCAAUUAUCCAGGAAUUUUAACCAGAACCUACAAUAGUCCUCUAUAUCCCAGCAUUCGUAGGAUCAUGUCAGAUGCAUUCCCGGAUGUCGCCUCUCGCCUGGAGCGUUUCCAAGAAGCUCAGGAAUCACUGUAUGGCGACCUCCGCUCUAUUGCGAACCCCCAAGAUUGGACUCCACCCCAGCAGUCUGGAGGUCAUCGCGGUCGAUACCUCUGGACUGACGCUUUCGGUGUGAUCAACUUCAUCACCCUACACCUUCAAACAGUACAUGACGUGCUGGGGCGCACGCGGGAUGGCCAAAGUCGCCUUCCUGGCGCAACAGACGACAAUCCGAUGGGUGGUGGACUGCGUAUUGGUAAGAUAGAAGAACACGGCUCAGACGGUGAUGGCCAAUACCAUCACUAUCUAACCAUAUGGAUGUUCGCCCUCAACCGGCUAUCGCUGGCAACAGGUGACCCAACGUACAAUCGGCAGGCGAUAGCGUUGGCGAAAGCCAUUCACCCUCGAUUCUUCAUCGGACGCCAUUUGUCCCGGCCGCGGAUGGUGUGGAAGAUGUCGAUGGAUCUGUCCACAGCCCUGGUGGCUUCGGAGGGUAAUCUGGACCCGGUCGAUGGCUUUGUAACGUUCCGGUUGUUGCAGGCGGCAGCGAUGCAGAUGGGCGAGGGCGAAGUGCUGGCUAACGAGAUUGCGGAUUACAGGAAGGUGAUGGAGAGAAAAGGAAAGCACUUUGUGACGAGCGAUCCGUUGGAUCUGGGGAUGAGCCUGUGGACAGCACAUUGGUUCGCAGAGAAGGAGGAUUGGGCAACACAAUUGUCCGGUGAAUGUUUUGAGCACAUCUAUGAGCUUUUUGAGAUUGACCGUUACCUCGAUCGCAGCCACAAAUAUCGCCUGGCUUUUCGGGAAUUCGGAACUUGCAUGGGCAUCAAAUGCAUGUCAGAGCAAUCGACCGAGAAAGAAAGCGCAGUCGAUCUCAAGGUGUAUGCUGACAAGAUCCUGGACUCGUGGAAUAUAUACAUGCAAAAAUCACUCGCAACCAAAAUGACGCCGGAUGAUCUUCGCCCAAUCACGCGGGUAAUGUACGCAUCGGCAUUGCUACCAGGAGCUUUUGCUCGCGGGUACUUAGGGCCAGAACCUAUGCCCAGCCCAGAGAGGUAA